AUGGCAGCAACAGCGCGGGCCUUCAAGGUGGCCUUCAAGUGCACCGGCUGCGGGCGCUGCUGCACCGGCAAAGGCGGCGUCGCCUAUGUCAACAGCAGCGAGGUUGCAGCUAUGGCCGAGCAUCUCGCUUUGCCAAAAGCCACGUUUGCCAAAACGUACCUGCGCAGCGUGAAUGGCGCGACCGCCCUGCGCCAGACGGACGACGACAGCCAGUGCAUCUUCCUCGAUGGCAAGCGAUGCAGCGUGUACCCGGCUCGGCCGACGCAGUGCCGGACGUACCCGUUCUGGCCGCAACAGCUCAUCUCCAAGUACGACUGGACGCUGGCUGCCAACGAGUGCGAAGGCAUCCUGCUGGACGCACCGUCGCCCGAGACCAUCACGCCCGACGCGCACAUCCUCAAGGAAGUCGUGAUUCACGAGGUACACCGAUCGGGCGAGAACCUCACGUACGACGACAUCGAUGAACUUGUUUCGGAGCUCGAGCCCGAGAUGCUUGACGCCUUCCAAGAGGAGGUCGAUGCCAAGUACCAGCGCACGAUCCUCCACGAAGACGACGAGAUUCUGGUCAUGGACAGUUUUCUCGAUGGCCUGCCACCGACGCGGUCGCUGCAUUUCGUUGACCGCCUCGAGCUUGUCCAAAGCGAAAUCUUGCUCAACGAGGACGGUUCGAUCAAUGACGCAGCGCUAGCCCUGGACGUGCACAAGGGUCUCUGCGUCGGCCUCGCGCUGCUACCCACCGAGCGCCUCCACAACCUCCGCAUUGGCUUGCUCGGCGCCGGCGCAGGUGUCCUCCCGACCUUCCUACAGAGACACUUGCGCGGCGAGGUGCUCAUGGACGCCGUUGACCCUUCGCGCGCGAUGCUCUCUGCAGGCCAACGAUUCUUCCACCUCAUACCGUCCGACCGCCUCUCGCUGCACGAAGCAAUGGGCGAAGCCUAUGUCGCCCGCCAGCCAGACGCGUCCUUGGACUGGCUCGUGCUCGAUGUCGAAGACGGGAACGCUGCGCCGACCGAGCUGCGUGCACCGCCCGCGUCGUUCCUUACACCGGCGUUCAUGGCAGACGCCAGUCGCGUGCUCACGGGUGACGGCAGCCUCGCGAUCAACGUCAUCUUUCCGAAAGCCUCCGGUGAUGCAGACGCGUCGCUUGAGAUGCUUCGGGUGCUCCUCUCGCCCCACUUUGCUUCGAUCUACGUGCUCGCGCUGCCGAAGAACGCGGUUGUGUUUGCGGCCAAGCGCGAGCGGACGGAAGCGCCGACCGCGCUCGUGAACGACGGUAGCAUCGGGCGUCCACUGGCCGCAACGAUCCGAGAGCAGCUGGCGGCCAGCACCUUGCGUCGACUAGGAGAAUAG
Molecule: messenger RNA, 1350 nt
Organism: Saprolegnia diclina VS20
Lineage: Eukaryota; Oomycota; Saprolegniomycetes; Saprolegniales; Saprolegniaceae
Exons: 6
Coding region: 1-1350 (449 amino acids)
Source: RefSeq, a predicted model, not a curated record